Messenger RNA from Arabidopsis arenosa, 3259 nucleotides. NCBI's taxonomy places the organism in Eukaryota, Viridiplantae, Streptophyta, Magnoliopsida, Brassicales, Brassicaceae. The record is from the annotation of a GenBank genome assembly.
GAAGUUCCUUUUUGUUUCUUCUGUUUUAGUUCUCUUGUGGGUUUAUCUAUUUGGGGUGGUGGUUAAAGGAGGAAACUUUGGGAUUGGAUAAUAUUCAGUGAAAUCAGAAAGCUUUCGAGAGAGGUUUUUCAAUUUCAAAACGUGGGGGUGGGGGGUUAGGGUUAGGGUUUACAAGUUAUGCGAACAGGUGGUUAUACGAUUCAACAGACACUCACUACAGAGGCUGCUUCUGUUUUGAAGCACUCUCUUACUUUAGCUAGGAGAAGAGGCCAUGCUCAGGUCACUCCUCUCCAUGUUGCAGCUACAUUAUUGUCAUCAAGGACCAGUCUUUUGAGAAGGGCGUGCAUUAAAUCUCACCCUGGUUUUUCAACUAAUUACCAGUUUGCCCCUUCUCGUCUUCAUCAUCAUCACCAUAACCAAAACCAUCCUCUUCAGUGCAGAGCUCUCGAGCUUUGUUUCAAUGUCGCACUCAACAGGCUUCCUACUGUUCCUGGUCCUAUGUUCCAUGGUCAGCCUUCUCUCGCAAACGCUCUCGUCGCUGCACUUAAACGAGCUCAAGCUCACCAGAGGCGAGGCUGUAUCGAGCAACAACAACAACAGCAAACGCAAACGCAGCCUCAAACGCAGCAAACGCAGUUAUUGGCGGUCAAAGUUGAGCUUGAACAGUUGGUUAUAUCCAUUCUUGAUGAUCCGAGUGUGAGCCGGGUUAUGAGAGAAGCUGGAUUUAACAGCACCGCCGUGAAAAGCUGUGUCGAAGAUUGCUCCGUUUCCUCCGUCUUCUACGGCGGAUCCGCCGUCGGAGUCUUCUCUUCUCCAAACUCUCCCGAUCAACAACAACAACACCACAACAACAUCAGCCGAUUUCACCACUACCAAAACCCUAAAGAUUUCAACUUUAUAAACCCUAACUUCCCUUUAUGGCAAACCCAUUUCUUGAACCAAUCUCCAGACCAAAACCCACUUCUAAUUUCCUCCUCCUCUCAUCAUCAUCAACAACAACGCCUGAGAGAAAUCGAUUUGAAACUCGUCGUUGAUGUUCUUUUGAGGAAGAAAACGAAGAAGAAGAACCCAGUGAUCGUCGGAGACUCAGUUUCGUUCACUGAAGGUUUCGUUUCAGAGCUAAUGGCAAAGCUAGAGAGAGGAGAAAUAGAUCAAACCGGUGAUUUAAAGCAAACCCAUUUCGUCAAGUUUCAUUUUUCACCAAUGGCGUCCAAGUUUAUGAGGAGAGAAGACGUGGAGACAAACAUAAAGGAGUUAAGGAAGAAAGUUGUCUCUCUCACGACGAGUGGCAAAAAUGUAAUCAUCUUCACUGGUGACUUAAAGUGGACAGUCAAAGAGAUAACAAACAACAACAAUGGUGGAAUCAAUGAGAUUUCUUCAUCUUACAGUCCUUUAGAUCAUCUAGUUGAAGAGAUUGGGAAAUUAAUCACUGAGUAUAACGACGAUGGUGAUGAUGAUUGUAAAAUCAGAAAGGUUUGGGUAAUGGGAACAGCUUCGUUUCAGACAUACAUCAGAUGUCAAAUGAGACAACCUUCGUUAGAAACACUGUGGGCACUUCAUCCUGUCUCUGUCCCUUCGUCUGCUAAUCUUGGCUUAAGCCUUCAUGCGACAAGUGGGCAUGAGGCAAGGAACAUGAACAGUUCUUCACAGAAGGAUGAGUUAAUGGGAUUGAGAAGAAAAUGGAACAAGUUUUGUGAAAAUCUUCACCAGGAGAGGACUAAUAAUCAAACAGGACAAUUAGGUUUCAUGGGCACAAACUACUCAUAUGGCUUGCCUUAUGGAUCAUCAAACGAGUCAUCGAGAUCAGUACCUUCGAUUGAUUCCUUGGGUUUAAAGCAAAAUCAGCGAGUCACUAACUCGAUUGCCAAAUUCAGACGUCAGAAUUCUUGCACCAUUGAGUUUGAUUUGGGUGGAAACGAAUAUGAGAAGGGUGAGUCGAUCAAUGAAGCUGAAGGUGAUAAGGGAAAUGAGACUAUCACUCUCGAUUUGGGGCGUUCUCUGUUUCGAUCAGAUUCCGUAAUAGAGACGAAACAGAAGAUCAGUGAUUUGGUCAAAGAUUUGGAGGAGAGUCUUCCAUGGCAAACUGUGACAAUGCGUCUAAUUGCUGAGAGUUUAAUGGAUUGCUUGUCAAAGAAGAAAGACGGUUGGAUUAUGAUCGAGGGCAGGGACACAGCGGCGAAGAGGAGAGUAGCUCGUACUGUAUCUGAAUCUGUUUUCGGAUCUAUCGAGUCUCUGGUUUAUAUUGACCUUAAGAAGAAAGGCAACGAGUCAAAGACCAGCCCGGAAACGCUACUUGCUUGUGAAUUGAAGAACCCUGAGAAGGUUGUCUUCUUGAUUGAAGACAUUGAUCUGGCGGAUUCCCGUUUCUUGAAACUCCUUGCUGAUCGGUUUGAGGAGAACCGGAGGAGUAAAACCGGCUUUGAUCAUCGCCAAGCGAUCUUUAUUUUGACAAAGGAGGAUUCAAGCAAUGCGAGAAGCAGAGACUCUGUUUUGCAAAUUGGUUUGGAGGUCACGGCACAUAGUCCGGGGAAAAAGAGAAAACCCGAGUCGGAUUUAUCGAUUAGGGAGGGGAAGAAUUCUAAGGCGGGAGAGAUCGAGAAUGGGUUUUGGAUCAAGAAGGAAGUGUGCUCUAGGCAAUCGAGUUUCAAUAGCUCUUAUCUCGACCUGAACAUAAAAGCUGAAGAAGAAGAAGGAGAGAUCAGUCCGAUUUCAAGCGAUUUAACUGGAGAGGAGGAGACAGAGUUCUCUUCCAGCAACUUUCUAAACCGAAUUCAAAACCGGUUUGUCCUAAACCGGUCAUGCGAACCAGGUAUAGAAAAAGCCAUGAUAACAGCAGCUUUCAGGGAGGUUUUUCCAGAGAAGGAAGAAGGAGGUGGAAUUAGGUUUAGCGUGGAGGAAAAGUUAGCGGAGGAGCUAUGCGGGGUUCAAAACGGUGCGUUUGAAAGUUGGUUAAAGGAGGUUUUUCAAACGGGGUUACUAACGGUUAAAAAGGGCGGGAAAAAGGAUACGGGUGUAAUUAGGAUGGUGUUUGGGGGUAUAGUUGACAACAAAGGAUAUGGUGGGGGUGUUGGUGGGUACAUGGGUACAUUUCUUCCGAACAAAGUCCAAGUUUCCAAGUUCGAGUAGAUCUUCCGGUUUAAUUUUCUUUUGUUUUUUUCGUUCUUUCUUUUCAAUAUGUAAAAUUUCCAUUACUAAUGUGGGGGUUUGACUGGUGUAACUCGUUUUAAUUUUGAAUGUAAUAUAAAUGCGUUUUAAAUUU